GGCUUCUUUAAAAAGGUGGUGGUAUUUGGGAGUCUUCAUCAGAAUACCGCCAGUUCGUCCAUCGAGCAACAGCUUGUUCAAAACCCAGUUGGUUUCAAGACAACAGCUUUUUCCACAGACCAUUAAAACCAGGUUCACAUUGACAUCCAGCUUUGCAACUAAACUUUGCUCACAUUAGAGACGGCUACAUUCGGUCACCAGUGAGUUUGAACUCGGCGCCGAUCUUGUUCAUGCGGAAAUUUCAAAGCGUUUAUGCUAGAGAGGCAACCACAUCAUGAGUUUGUCAUCGCUAAAACCUGGAUAUCUGCAGCGGGGCACCGAAAAGAGAGUACGAUUCGACUGCACUCCUCCGAUCGUGCACCAUAUCGGCAACCAGCAGCAGCAGCAGCAGCAGCAAGGCUCUCGGGCGGACUGCCUUGCCCAGCCUCCUCCAGCUCCAGGCCUGCCUGCACCGGUUCGAGGUGGUACUGGCAAUAACGUGGAUAUAUUUCGCCAGAUAAAUGCUCUAUUGGAAAACACGCUGGAUUUACGUGGAGUAGGUUCGAAUCAGGGGGCGGGACAGAAUAUCGGCGGGGACUUCUCGCGAAGACAGCAACUGGGGAACCCACCCCGUCCUGAAAUCAGAGAAAAUGAAGUACCUCACAUCGAUGCCAACCUAUUAGCAGCUGCUAGAGCCCAGAUCCAGUCCUCCUCAUCCACCAUGGAUACAAAGAUGUCACCCCCACCCCCAAUCAGCACCAACUCAUCGCUUCCCCCACCCCAGGGCAAUGGAGGUACAAACGGUACAGACUUUAUAUCUUUCCUUCCCAAUGUCCCUGGCUCCCCCGUCUCCCAGAGCACCUGGAGCUCUCAUCCAGUCUGCACCAACCCCAAAGAUGCCAUCACGCUCUCCAACAUUGACCGCUACCUGAACGGAGGAGGGGCAUUCCCUGUUGAAACAGUGGGUCACAUUGCAUCCAUGCUUGAGUGCUCUCCGGCCCCCAGCGACCAGUAUCCAUCCUCCCUGUGCAGCGUCAGUAGCCCUAGCUCAGACUCCUCUGUCCUGUGGGACUACGUAUUCUCCCCUAUCAACCAGACCAUGGGGGCAGGCAAUAGGGACCAGAAGUGCCCCAGCCCCAGUGAUUCGGACAGCAGCGGAGUAAGCUCAGCAGGAUCCAUGAAUGAUGCUUUGGCUGAGAGCCUCUCGGAAAUGAUGGGCAACCUGAAUCUCACAGGAGACCCUGCAUUCCGACAUCCCAACCAACAGAUGGGACUAAACAUGGCCAUGCCUAACAUAUCACCUGCGAUGCUCCUGCAGGGUGGGCUUCAAGGCUACCAGGGAGGUCUCCCAGGUGGCCUUAAUCCCAACAUGCCUUUCCCCCAGGCAGCUCAAUCCAUGCUGGACCCAAACAUGUACAGGGCCACUCCACCUCCUCCACCUCUGGACUUCAAUGAUCCCAACGUCCAAGCCUUGACCAGACAGCUCCUCAUGGACCCCAAGCUGAACAGCCUAGAGAAGCUCUUUAAUGCUCUUCCUACUGAUCCCAGUAACAUUGAAAAGCUGGCUAGACUCAACAGACAGGCAGCUUCUAUUUGUCAGCCAACCUGCACAUGGAGUGGUCAGCUGCCUCCUAAAGUGUACCGUAACCCCACAUACUCCGGAAAGGUCUUCCUAGGUGGGGUACCCUGGGACAUUACUGAGGCUGGGCUGCAAGCUUCCUUCAAACCUUUUGGUCUGAUCAGAGUAGAGUGGCCAGGAAAGGAUGGCAAACAUCCAAGAUAUCCCCCUAAAGGGUAUGUGUAUGUGCUGUUCGAGUCUGAGAAGGCAGUGAAGGCUUUGCUACAAUCCUGCACACAUGACAUGAGUGGCAGAGGAGAGUAUUACUACAAGAUAACAAGCAGGAGGAUGAGAAGCAAAGAGGUUCAAGUUAUUCCAUGGGUGCUAUCUGACAGCAACUACGUUCGCUGCCCAUCCCAGCGUCUUGAUCCAGACAAGACUGUGUUCGUCGGUGCUCUUCAUGGGAUGCUCAAUGCUGAAGGACUAGCCCAUCUCAUGAAUGACCUGUUUGGAGGGGUCGUGUAUGCUGGUAUUGAUACAGAUAAACACAAGUACCCCAUUGGUUCAGGACGAGUGACUUUUAACAACACCAACAGUUACAUGAAGGCUGUUGCAGCAGCAUUUGUUGAAAUCAAGACUGCUAAGUUUACUAAAAAGGUUCAAAUAGAUCCGUAUCUGGAGGACUCCCUAUGUACCCUGUGCCAUACCCAGCCUGGUCCGUUCUUCUGCCGGGAGACUACGUGCUUCAAGUACUUCUGCCGCUCCUGCUGGUUUUGGCAACAUUCCCUCUCUCAGAUUAGUGACCACAAGCCUCUCAUGCGCAACACCAAGUCCAAGACCAAUGAAUUAUAGGUGACCACAACACCCAAAUUGGCAACAAGGAUGGUCAACAAAGUUUUAAAUCAGAGGAUGAUCACGGCUUUGUAAAAAUAUGUUAUACCUUGAAUGAAUGACCAGUUUGUUCAGUUGUGGGUUAUUGGGCCUUCUUGUACAAUGUACUAGGUUGUAUCAUUGGAAAUUAUUGAAUGGUAAAAUGUGAAUUCAGCUCAGUGCAUCCUGCAGUAUUUGGAGGUGACCAAAAGUUCAAAUGUGAUUAGAUUGGAUUAGAGCUGCAGUGUAUGAGGGACCAAUUUGUGAGCUUUUUUCAACUGCCAUGGUUUCUUUUCUUGCCACCAACUUUACGCAGUGUGCAUUUAUAAUGGUAGCUGCUGGCAUCUGUAUAUGACUCUUUUGCAGAGGUUGUGUUCUAGAGAGUUAAAAGUCUCACAGAGCUAUUAACUUAGAGAUCAAAACAAUAUUUGUCAAUCAUUUUUCAAUCAUUUUGCAUGAAAUGCGGUGGUAGCUUCAUAUUACAUGUGCAUGAUUUUUGCCCUCUUUCAAAAGAUGGUGAUAAUUUCAUGCAAUUCUCUGAUCACAAAUUUGGUGCUUGUAUGUUUUCAAUGUAUUGUUGCAUGAUGAGAUUAUGGAUCAACAAUUCAUCCUGUGUUUUUUUUUUUAACUCUGUACUAUAAACUUUAUUAAAGAUAUGAAGCUAAAUAAACAGUUUGAAAAAUGCAUUUAACUUUCUCACUUUAGUGAUCUGUUCAUAGAAUAUAAUAGAAGAUUAGUUCUGACAUUUCUGUUGAUGGAAUUAAAUUCUCAUUAAAUUUAUGUCAUUGUAGUCUUGUAAUUUUGAUACAUUGUUUACAUGGAUCUUGAAGACUUUUUCACCCCCUUAUAAAUCAAAUAUAACAUUUAGUCAUUUUCAGAUUUAAAUUUUUCUAAAAAAUUGUAAACACUAUAUUUUGUGCUCGUAAAUGUUGCUCUAAAUUCACAUACUGGCUUAUUUGAAAUCAAUGUUGUGCUGUAUUAUACCUUCACUUUGAAAGUGGACAUGAUUAUGGUCAUAAAUGGUAGGAAUGCCAUAGUACCAUUUAUCUUUGAAAUGUGUAUGAAUUUGUAUCAUCAGAUCACUAUUCUGAAUGGCCUUAUAAUAUCUAACAGAUUUCAAUCAAAAGUGCACUUAAAAAUGCAAACAUAUAUCUUGAUUAUUUAAUAUAGAAAAAGUGUCUAUUUUAUAGUUUAUUGCCACAAAUUGGACUAUAUCACAUAUCAUAUAUCCCACCCUUUGAGGGUGAAGAGAGCUAUAUAUUAUUAAUUUAUUACAAGACGGACAAAUGUCAAAUAUCUGACUGAUAGUGUUUAGGAAAUGUACUAACCCUAAAUCUAACAGGUUACUACCAUUCAGUACCAGUAGUAUAGAAAUAGACAUAGUUAUAAACUAGUAGAGUUCUGUGGUAUUAAUACUUAAAUGAAAGAAAACGUGUUGUCUUUCGAGGGCAGAUGUAUGGUAUCUUUACAAGAUAUUCCCAGUACUGAUAAGGAGUAUGAAUGUGCAUAUUUGUUAAUCAAUGUACAUUUUUCCUUUUUUUCUUUCUUUCUAUUCUUAUCUAAUUGCUUUAUGCCAUUGCAAAAAAAGUAAGUUAAAUUUAAAAAUAUAAGAAUGUAGCUAUCAUUUAAUAUAGGUAAUUCUGGGCAAUUACUGCAUUCAUAUUUUGUUUGUAAUACCCUGAGCGAUAUCUCAAUCUAAGGAUUUUAUAGUAAGAUUAUAUAUCAAUGCAGAAAUGUUGUUGAUGUAAGAAUGAACGGAAACAUUUAAAAGAAUAUCCAUGACAAUGCAUGGUGUUUAGGUUUUUAAUUAAAUAUAUAAGCUAAACUGGUCACCCAUACCAUAUUAGAGGCAACAAAUAAUAUUCCAUUGUUAUAUUUUUGAUAUUUGUAUUUGAUCUUGUUAUCUUUUGCAUACCAUUUUGAAUCAAUAUUUUUAGUCAAUUAUCUUGUACAAGGUCUCACAUUUUAGUAUCCAGCAUCAAAUGAUUCCAGAACCGAUAUAAAAUUCUGAAUUCUGAAUACAUUGAAGGUUCUUGAGAACUGUACAUAUAGCUGGUAACAAAUGAAUUUUAGAUUGACCCUUUCUUAAACAACCACCCUGUUAUGACUUGCAGAUGGUACUCCAUUUUUAUCUUGGUUAUAAUCAAAAUGUAAUUUGAAAAUCUUAAGAAAAAGAAGAAUCAAUAUCUAAUCAAUUAAUUAAUGACUUGUGACAAAUUAUAAAGUCAAUUGUUUGAUUUGGGAAAUGAUUUUGAAUAAAGGAUGGGGAAGAACACAGCAUAUUAUUGUACCUAAUAAUUGAAAUACUGGAGGAAAGGGUUCAUUUUUAGCAAUUAAUAUUGAUAAACUGUAAAAGAUAUGGAGACAAGUACAAUUUUUAAAUCUUAUCGGCCGAUUUAAUUUAUGUACAUUAAUAUAAGAUAGUCCUUUUCUUUUAUAAAAUUUUAAACAUUGAUGACUAUUGUUGAUAUAGUUUCUUUUAAUUAUCAAAGCAAAGAAUACUCAUUUUGGUGGAUGUAUAAAAAAGCUAAAAGUGUUUGUUUUGAGUGAAGAAGUAUUGUAUUUCGGCUUCCUUUUCUAGUUCUAAACAUUCUAAGAAAUCAUGUUUAAUAAGCUUUGAAUUAAAGAUCAAGCUAUACCUUUUAAAAUUGAUAUUAUUGGAUGGAUAUACCCCUGUUGACUUGAACUUCCUUGACAAAGAUUUGAUGAAUUACUUCAAGCACUUAAAGAAAUAUGCACCUAUACUGUACUUCAAAAUUGACAAAAAAAUGUUGCACAUAUGAGUUUAUUCCAUGUAAUUUGUGCCUUUGUAAGUUUUUGGGACUGAGAAGCGAAACAAAAAUUGUGAAUAAUUAGUGUGGUUAUUGUUGGUAUAGAUGUCCGAUUCUGUUUCAUGGAAAGGAAUUUUCAUUACCUGCAUUUUUUCCCUCCAUUUUAAGAAUUGUCUAUUUUUAUUGAUUUAUUCCCAGCUAAUUUUUUAUUCCACUUUCAUACCAUUAGAUAUAAGAUUAAGAAAAAGACAUGCUUUGAUCAAUAUUGAAAAAAAUGUAGUUUGCCCCUAGGAUUUUGAUGAUAUGUGUUCAAAUUUUAGGAUUUUUAAAAAUUUUACCUGGAAUAUGUUGAAGAUAAGAAAAUAGCAACUGUUUGAAGAUUCUUUAUAAAUAUAAUUCAUUUUUAUACAUCUUCGGUAAAAGUGCAAGAAGAUCUGUAUAACAAUAUAUACAUUUUCAGGAUAGUGAAGUGACCAUUAACAUAAUAUCAAUAUUUUAGCAUGGGUCGUCUUUGAUAAAGAGAAUUUAUUUUGUAGAAUUGUCCAGACCUGCUAUAGAUUUUAGUUUAAUUCUUCAUAAUUAGUAAUGGUUUUGUAUGGGUUUUAUAAUGUCAUCUUUCAGUGGUUUAGUAAUCUUUAAAAAAAUAAGCCUUAAAUCAAAGGAUGAAGGAAAGUAUUUCCUCUUUUUCUCCUUCCCCCCUUUUGGUUGUAUUUCUGUGAAAUGUGUUUUUGGUGAAGGUUUUAUAGUGCAUAUUGAAGAAAAAAAAAAUUAAUAGUGAUGUCAGGAGAAAUCUCAGCAUAUUUGUCACGUGCUGUCAAUUGGAUUCUCUACAACAUUGAGAAAAACACAGCUAAGUGGACAUAUACCGGUAGUUAAUAUUUUCUGUAUAUCAUUGUUGAAAAGAAGCACUGUUUAUGCCAUAUGAAACAGGAUUACGAUAUAUAUUUUGCAAAUUACACGACUAUUGCACAUGUGUUUACCCUUAUGUUUAUUCUUUCAGACCCAUCACAAGAAAAAGUAAAAAGAAUAUAUAAAAACUGUCAAAUAGACGUAACAGGAGAGGCUGAAAUAUUCAGAACAUUACUUUAUUAUCAAGAAUGAAAGGGAAAAAAUUGUCCGGCUCUUAUAGUGGAAUCUGAUAUAAAUCGGGGUUAAAUCAGAGAUAUACACCCUUCACCUGCUGUUUCAUAUGUUGCACCCUCUUUGUAAUGGCAUAUAUUAUAUGGCAUUCUGUGUCUUGAAUUCGAUACUACCUUCGUAAUAUUAGUUCAUGCAUGCACAUAUAUAUAUAUUUCAUGAUGUUAUUUCCCAUCCGGAAUGCUAUUCAUGAAUUUGAAGAAUAGCACAUAUACUCAGUCGCUAAAAACAUUGUAUUUUACAGUUAACUUGUGUAUUCCGAAUAGUCCAUUGUUACUUUUUUUCAGUUGAGUUCUUUUUAAUGAAGUUUCAUCACUUUGACUUUUUUUAAAGAUGUAAAUUACUUGCUUUAUCUACAUUCAGCAUUCACUUGAAAAAGAAAUCUACAGUAUUUGAUUUAAUUUUGCACAACAGAUCUAGCGUGGUCUCUAUGUAUUCAAAUUUGGGUAUGAAUUCCUCUUGCCCUACUAAACGCUGUUCCAUUAUGGAAACCGUAAGAUCAUAUUAAAUGGAUGUUUUUGAUGGGCAAAUGAUUUCUCAGCACCCUUAUCAAUUCCUGCCUUCUGUUCAAGCAGGAACUAAAUUCAACAAUAAGUGUAAUUUAUGCCCCAAAAUCCUGAUUGUGCUGGGGUCAAGAAUACAAAUUAUUAUUUUAAGCUCCUGGAUAAUUUUUUUAAUUUCAAAAGACAUCCUGAACAAUUUUGUAGUACCUGACUACCAAUAUACCUCGGCAAUGGAAGCAUAAAAUGACAGAUUAUAGUUUGAAUACAAAAUAUGUGUACCAUAAUGUGCUUCCUCUUGUUGAAAUACAUGAGGAAAAUACAGAGGUGUGGACUAGAUGAAUCAUUGAAUUCAAUUGGUUUUUGGUAUUGAUAAUGUAUGCAAACAUGUACAAGCAGAUGGUCUGUCUAAACUGAAGUUAGUAAACAUCAGUUCUGAGCCAAUAUUUAUAAGAAUGAGUAAUGCAAGUAUUGAUUUCAAUCGUGCUUUAAUUUGGGUGCAAUAAGGUAAUCGUAGGUUGUUAUACAGAUCCAUGCUUCACAGAUAUUGGCAAUUUAUCGACACAUGCUCGACCGGGAUUAAAGGAUAUAAUAAAAGCUUGCUGUUGGCAUCACUAAAA
This is a messenger RNA of Strongylocentrotus purpuratus (purple sea urchin), 7435 nucleotides long. It is a transcript of the gene cpeb1, whose product is annotated as cytoplasmic polyadenylation element-binding protein 1. NCBI's taxonomy places the organism in Eukaryota, Metazoa, Echinodermata, Echinoidea, Camarodonta, Strongylocentrotidae. The transcript has 10 exons. Gene Ontology annotation, molecular function: ribosome binding; translation factor activity, RNA binding; mRNA regulatory element binding translation repressor activity. Gene Ontology annotation, cellular component: nucleus; cytoplasm; synapse. The coding region runs from base 275 to 2389 and encodes 704 amino acids. Gene Ontology annotation, biological process: negative regulation of cytoplasmic translation. The record is from RefSeq and is a predicted model, not a curated record.